Molecule: messenger RNA, 2832 nt
Organism: Nicotiana tabacum (common tobacco)
Lineage: Eukaryota; Viridiplantae; Streptophyta; Magnoliopsida; Solanales; Solanaceae
Source: RefSeq, a predicted model, not a curated record
AGGAAUGUCAAGCUUGUCUCCAAAUCUAAAAAAGAAAAGUCACAAGGAAGUAACUUUUUUCAGCGUUCACGCAAUGCUAUAAUGGGAGCUGCAGGUGCUGUACGUCGAGUUGCAACAAAGGGGGCAGGGGCAUUUGCAGAAGAUAAUAGGAAAAUAGAGGCCCUUGUGCUUGCAUCCGAUGGGAUGAUUUGGAGUGGAUGUUCAAAUGGCUUACUUGUGCAGUGGGAUGGAAAUGGCAAUCGUUUGCAAGAUUUCCAUCAUCAUCCUUGCGCUGUUCUUUGCUUAUGUGCUCAUGGUUCUUUAAUAUGGGUUGGCUAUGUAAGUGGUAUGGUACAGGUCCUGGACCUUGAAGGGAACUUGCUAGCUGGUUGGGUUGCUCACAGCGGGCCUGUAAUAAAAUUGGCAGUCGGGGAUGACUAUGUUUUUAGCUUAGCUAAUCAUGGAGGUAUACGUGGAUGGGCCCUCGCCACUCCAGGACCUAUUGAUAACAUAUUACUAUCAGAAAGAGCUGAGAAAAAAUAUUUAUACACCAGACAAGAUAAUUUUAGGAUUUUGGUAGGUACGUGGAACGUUGGUGAAGGAAAAGCGUCACAGGAAGCACUGGCAACUUGGCUGGGUUCUGCAAUUUUGGAUGUUGGGAUUGUAGUAAUUGGUUUGCAAGAAGUAGAAAUGGGAGCAGGGUUUCUUGCAAUGUCUGCUGCAAAAGAAACUGUAGGACUAGAAGGAACUUCUAGUGGGCAAUGGUGGCAGGAUGCAAUAGGAAAAACUUUGGACGAAGGAUCAACUUUCGAAAGGGUAGGAUCAAGGCAACUAGCUGGCUUGCUUAUUGCUAUCUGGGUGAGAAAAACUCUUAGAGCACAUGUCGGGGACCUUGACGUUGCGGCAGUUGCAUGUGGUUUAGGACGUGCAUUUGGUAAUAAGGGUGGAGUUGGUCUGCGGUUAAGAGUACUUGAUCGGAUUAUGUGCUUUGUGAACUGUCACUUCGCAGCACAUUUAGAAGCAGUCAACCGCCGCAAUGCUGAUUUUGACCAUAUAUAUAGAACAAUGGCUUUCACUCGAUCUUCUAACCUUCUGGACAAUGCUGCUGCUGGUGUUUCAUCUGCUGCUCAAAUGCUUCGUGGUACAGAUGCUGCAGCAAUUAGUCCUGAUGAGGAAAAGCCUGACCUUGCUGAAGCUGAUAUGGUGAUUUUCUGUGGUGAUCUUAAUUAUCGUCUUUUUGGAAUAUCUUAUGACGAAGCAAGGGACUUUGUCUCGCAAAGAUGCUUUGAAUGGCUUAGAGAGAAAGAUCAAUUAAGAGCAGAAAUGAAAGCUGGCAAAGUCUUCCAAGGGAUGCGUGAAGCAAUCAUCAAAUUUCCUCCAACUUACAAAUUUGAAAAGGGGAAACCAGGAUUAGGAGGAUAUGAUUCUGGGGAGAAGAAACGAAUUCCAGCUUGGUGUGACCGAGUGCUGUAUCGAGAUAGCCGGGUAGCUCCUUCUAUGGAGUGCAGUUUAGGGUGCCCUGUAGUUGCCUCCAUUUUACAGUAUGAUGCUUGCAUGGAAGUGACCGAAAGUGAUCAUAAGCCCGUAAGAUGCAAAUUUAACAUUGAAGUUGCCCAUCUUGAUAGAUCAGUAAGGAGACAAGAGUUUGGGAAGAUUUUCCGGUAUAAUGAUAAAAUCAGGUCUUUAUUGGCAGAACUGCGUUAUUUACCUGAAGUAGCUGUCAGCACCAGCCAGAUAUUUCUUCAGAAUCAAGAAGCAUUCAGCUUAAUAAUUACCAACAGAAGCAGACAAGAUAAUGCUUUCUUCCAAAUCACUUGCCAAGGUCAAUUAGCUAUCAACGAGGACAAGCAAAAAUCAGAGAAUCGUCCCAAAGGCUCUUUUGGCUUUCCCCGUUGGCUUGAGGUCACACCUGCGGCUGGCAUGAUCAAAUCUGAUCAAGAUGUUGAGAUCUUGGUACGUCAAGAAGAUUUUUAUAAUACAGAAGAUACUGCAGAUGGUAUUCCACCAAGAAAAUGGUCUGAGGACACGAGAGAAAAGGAGGUGAUUUUGAUGAUCAAUGUGAAAGCCAGUCGCUCAACUGAGGUGAGAACACAUCAAGUACACCUCCGCUGCAGUUUCUCAGCUAAUGCAGUAUGCAUGAUUUCAAGAAGCAGUUCCAGAGGAAAUGAAGGGAGCUCCCACCAAAGGUCAAACAGUUCCAGAAGAAAUGAAGGGAGCUCUCACCACAGGUCAAACAGCUCGAAAAGAAAUGAAGGGAGCUCGCACCACAAGUCAAACAGUUCCAGAAGAAAUGAAGGGAGCUCUCACCACAGGUCAAACAGCUCGAAAAGAAAUGAAGGGAGCUCGCACCACAAGUCAAACAGUUCCAGAAGAAAUGAAGGGAGCUCUCACCACAGGUCAAACAGCUCGAAAAGAAAUGAAGGGAGCUCGCACCACAAGUCAAACAGUUCCAGAAGAAAUGAAGGGAGCUCCCAUCACAGGUCUGCUCUUCAACAUGUGGGGAGUGCGUCUGACAUGAUGAAUGACCAUCAAGGCUUUCAUCGUACCUGAUAUCUGCAUGAAAGCCUAUAAACAAAAACAAAACAAUUGUACCACAAGGGGGUUCCAAGCUAUAUUCUCUGAUGUAAAAGGUUGGGGUCCCUUUGCUGACAAUACGUGAUAGAUCUAGAUGUAUAUACUCAUAAGAUGAUUAGUGAGGAGCUUGGUAUCCAGCUCAGAAAUCUGGGCAUAGAGUAUUCAUUCCCUCUUCCAUUUUUGCAGUAGAACUAAGUUCCUAGAUUUUUUAUUGUUACUUUUAUCGCAAAAUUAUAUGAUAAAUUUUGCAUUUUUGAUCAGUCAAAAGCUGUUUAUGGU